Triticum dicoccoides is the source of this 882-nucleotide messenger RNA. Its product is annotated as early nodulin-93-like. The record is from RefSeq and is a predicted model, not a curated record. The coding region runs from base 242 to 553 and encodes 103 amino acids. NCBI's taxonomy places the organism in Eukaryota, Viridiplantae, Streptophyta, Magnoliopsida, Poales, Poaceae. The transcript has 3 exons.
UGCACGUGAGUGUUAUCCUGUGCUCUGCCCGCCCGCCGGUAAUGGCUAGCUCGCUUGAACCACGGUCUCGAUUCCCUCCCCACCGUAUCAAAUCGUCUUCUUGCCCUGCAACCUAUAUAAAUCCGGCCAGAGCACAUUUCCUAUCCAUCUCAUCUCACUCACACCGUCACACAGACACAGUUACACUGCUGCAGAUACUUCACUGCUACUGCCAGUUCACUUCCCUCGGAUCUCCGCCGAGAUGUCGACGGUGACCCGUGCCUACCUCGAUCAGAAGCUCGCCGCCGCCAGGCGCUGCUCCAGAGAGGCCGCCGUGGCGGGAGCCAAGGCCGCGGCCGUCGCCACCGUCGCUGCCGCAGUACCUACACUGGCGAGCGUGAGGAUGCUGCCGUGGGCGAGGGCGCACCUGAACCCCACAGGCCAGGCGCUCAUCAUCUCCACCGUCGCUGGGAUGGCCUACUUCAUCGUCGCCGACAAGACCAUCCUCUCCAUGGCCAGGAAGCACUCCUUCGACGACGCGCCAGACCACCUCAAGAACACCUCCUUCCACUAAUUAGCCCACAAUAGAUCCAUUAGUGGCGCGCAAUAAGAUACUCCCUCUGUCCGGAAAUACUUGUCGAAAAAAUGGAUGUAUCUAAUCGUAUUUUAGUUUUAGAUACAUUUAUUUUUACCCGUUUUCGUGACAAGUAUUUUCGGACGGAGGGAGUACUACUAUUACUAGUAGUAUAAUGUUCAACAAUUAUGUGACAUCACGCGAGGCUUGCAGACAGCGAGUGCUGUACUGCGCUGCUCUGCGUGCAGAAGCACUAAUCUCAUGUAUCCGUGUAUCCAGCCAGUAAUCUUGAAUUAAUAAUAAGAGUGAAUUCCAUUUUUUACCUUGUA